Molecule: messenger RNA, 3937 nt
Organism: Scomber scombrus (Atlantic mackerel)
Lineage: Eukaryota; Metazoa; Chordata; Actinopteri; Scombriformes; Scombridae
Gene: npr2
Product: natriuretic peptide receptor 2
Exons: 22
Coding region: 286-3435 (1049 amino acids)
Biological process (GO): cGMP biosynthetic process; receptor guanylyl cyclase signaling pathway; intracellular signal transduction
Cellular component (GO): membrane
Molecular function (GO): protein kinase activity; ATP binding; natriuretic peptide receptor activity
Source: RefSeq, a predicted model, not a curated record
GUCCAUCAGCGUAAGGACCGCGCUGCGCUGGAAAAGUGGGUUUGGGGGAAUUACGAGUACUUAAUUUAACGUGGAAUUACGCAGCGGAGACGCAUGGCACAGCCCGGCUAGCACGACAAGAUGAUACCUUUACCCACUCUGUUUGACUUUUGAGAGAGGGAGAGCAGGAAAAAAGCGAGGGAGACGGAUACCUAUGGUUUGGUGUCAGGGUGCCAAAGCCGGCCGUGUCUCCUCUCCAAACGGUGCGCACUCGCUGGUCGUACCUUCCUCUCUGGGAAUUCCAAAAUGGGAUGCAGAGGCGCGUUGGGAUGCUGCCUGUUCGCGGCGCUGUCUUGCUGCCUCCUCCCCGGCUGCAGAGGCAACAUAACCGUGGCGGUGAUGCUCCCGGACAACCACCUCAAGUAUCCAUGGGCUCUGCCUCGCGUCUUCCCGGCCAUCCUCAUGGCGCACGAAGACCUGCACGGCAAACACGGGCUACUGCUGGGCCGAUCCAUCAACAUCCUGAACUACAGCACCGAGGAUCCGGCCGCAGGUUCGUGCGCUGAGAGCCGCGCACAGGUGGUGGCAGUGGACGCGAAGCUUUACAUCAGCCCGGACGCUUUUUUCGGACCCGGGUGCGUGUACCCGCUCGCCUCCGUGGGGCGUUUUGCGUCCCACUGGAAGCUCCCGCUGAUCACCGCCGGAGGACCCGCUUUCGGCUUCGAUAAGCGGGAUGAGUACAGGACCAUCGUGCGCAGCGGACCUUCCACCACCAAGCUGGGAGACUUCGCCAACGUCCUGCACACCCACUUCAACUGGACGUCCCGGGCCGUGGUGAUCUUCCACGAUUUGAGGCAGGACGACCGGCCGCACUACUUCCUCUCGGAGGGGAUCUACCUGAACCUGAAGGAGGAGAUGAACAUCACGGUGGAGGCCCAGCCGUACGAGGACGACUAUAAGUACUACAAGGACCUCAUCGCUUUCAUGAAGGAGCACGGCAGAAUUGUCUACAUCUGCGGCCCCUUGGAGACAUUCCUGAACAUCAUGAAACUCUUUCAGAGUGAGAUCCAGGACCCAGAAAACUAUGCCAUUUUUUAUCUGGACGUCUUCGCCGAGAGCUUAACAGAGCGCAAACCGUGGCAGAAUUCCGACUCUGACUGGGUUGAUCCGAUCAAGGUCUUUAAGUCUGUUUUCGUCAUAACGUACCGGCCUCCUGAUAAUCCAGAGUACAAAGACUUUCAGAGGAAACUCCAUGCCAGAGCACAGAGGGAUUUCGGUGUGCAUUUGGAGCCGUCACUGAUGGACUACAUCGCCGGCAGCUUCUAUGACGGUUUCGUGCUGUAUGCGAAGGCCUUGGAGGAGACGCUUGCGCAGGGUGGAGCCCAGAACGAUGGCAUCAACAUUACCAUGAGGACGCAAAACCGCAAAUUCUGGGGGGUGACGGGUGUUUUUAGCACUGAUCACAAUAAUGCCAGGGAUAUAGACGUCAACCUGUGGGCAAUGUCUCACCAGGAGACAGGAGAGUACGGGCUUGUCGCUUACUACAAUGGUACCACCAAAGAGAUCAUUUGGUCCCAGACGGAGAGGAUUCACUGGCCCAGCGGAGGUCCGCCGUUGGAUAACCCACCCUGUGUGUUUUCUACAGACGACCCCUCCUGCAAUGAUGGUCAUCUGCCAGUUCUGGGUAUUGUAGCUGUGGGAUCUGGCUUAGCGCUCAUCAUUUUCGGAAUCUCCAGUUUCCUCAUUUACAGGAAACUGAAGCUGGAGAAAGAGCUGGCUGGAAUGCUGUGGAGGAUUCGGUGGGAGGACCUUCAGUUCGAGAGCCCCAAUAAAUACCACAAACGAGCCGGCAGUCGCCUCACCCUCUCGCAGAGAGGCUCCAGCUACGGAUCCUUGAUAACUGCCCAUGGAAAAUAUCAGCUAUUUGCAAAAACGGGCUAUUUUAAGGGGAAUCUGGUGGCCAUCAAACACGUCAACAAGAAGAGGAUAGAGCUGACCAGACAAGUUUUACUGGAGCUCAAACAUAUGAGAGACGUCCAGUUCAACCAUCUAACCAGGUUCAUCGGGGCCUGCAUCGACCCUCCCAACAUCUGCAUUGUAACCGAGUACUGUCCCAGAGGCAGCCUGCAGGACAUUCUGGAGAAUGAGAGCAUCAACCUGGACUGGAUGUUCCGCUACUCGCUGAUCAAUGACAUCGUGAAGGGAAUGAACUAUCUCCACAACAGCUACUUUGGCUGCCAUGGAAAUCUGAAGUCAUCUAAUUGCGUGGUGGACAGUCGAUUUGUUUUGAAAAUCACGGAUUAUGGCUUGGCCAGCUUCCGCUCAUCCUGCGAAAACGAUGACUCGCACGCUCUCUAUGCAAAGAAGCUUUGGACAGCUCCUGAGCUGCUCAUAUACGACCGCCAUCCUCCUCAGGGGACUCAGAAGGGUGAUGUGUACAGUUUUGGCAUCAUACUGCAGGAAAUAGCCCUGAGGAAUGGACCUUUCUUUGUGGAAGGCAUGGACCUCAGCCCUAAAGAGAUCGUUCAGAAGGUGAGGAACGGUCAGAAGCCGUACUUUCGGCCCACGACGGACAGCAGAUGUCACUCGGAGGAGCUGACCAUCCUGAUGGAGGGCUGCUGGGCCGAAGACCCCGCAGAGAGGCCCGACUUCGGCCACAUCAAGAUCUACAUGGCCAAGCUCAACAAGGAGGGCAGCACCAGUAUUCUUAACAACCUGCUGUCCAGGAUGGAGCAGUACGCCAAUAAUCUUGAGAACCUGGUGGAGGAGCGAACACAAGCCUACCUGGAGGAAAAAAGAAAAGCCGAAAAUCUCCUCUAUCAAAUAUUACCACACUCAGUAGCAGAGCAGCUAAAACGAGGGGAGACGGUGCAGGCGGAAGCGUUCGACAGCGUCACCAUUUACUUCAGUGACAUAGUGGGCUUCACGUCCAUGUCAGCAGAGAGUACACCACUACAGGUUGUUACAUUGCUUAAUGAUCUGUACACCUGUUUUGAUGCCAUCAUCGACAACUUUGACGUAUACAAGGUGGAGACCAUCGGCGACGCCUACAUGGUGGUGUCGGGGCUGCCGGUGCGGAACGGGAAGCUCCACGCCAGAGAGAUCGCCGGGAUGUCGCUGGCUUUGUUAGAGCAGGUCAAAACCUUCAAGAUCCGACACAGACCCAACGACCAGCUGAGACUCAGGAUAGGUAUACACACGGGUCCGGUGUGUGCCGGUGUGGUCGGGUUGAAAAUGCCCAGAUACUGUUUGUUUGGAGAUACUGUCAACACGGCGUCUCGAAUGGAGUCCAACGGAGAAGCUUUGAAGAUCCACCUAUCCUCAGCCACCAAAGAGGUGCUGGAUGAGUUUGGCUACUUCGAUCUUCAGCUACGAGGAGACGUAGAAAUGAAGGGCAAAGGCAAAAUGAGAACCUAUUGGCUUCUUGGGGAGAAGACUGAUGUGUAUGUUAUCUGAGAUGUCUGCUGAUAAUUUGGCAGCAGCAGUGGAGACGACAGCAGAAGCUCCGGUGGCCAAGCCACUUCUUUAUUUGUUCUAGAAUAAGUCCUUACUGGUGAUUUCCGUGUAGAGGAAAAGUGAACGACACCGUACGACAAAAACAGAGUGAAUUCCAGGUAUAUUUAUUACCUGAAUACUGUAACUGCAAAAACAAAAGAUAUUGUAAAAGUUGUUUUUUGUAUGAAGAACCUUUCUGUCCUGAGAGUGAGUACUUUUCACUGAUAAAUUCUUAUUUUUUGUGCUUUCUAUAUUCAGAUUUGUAUAAUGUGUUUGGAAGUCAAUGAUGUAUUAAUAUUUCCUUGGAACACCCAUUGAAGUUUGGAGGCACAGUGUUACUAUCAAUGUCACUGCAGGGGCUCAUCAACAGUGUUUUACAGUGCAAGAUAAUAUGUAUAUAUGUAUAUCCAAGAUACUGUAAGAUAUUUUGUUCAAUAAACCGAGUAAAACACUCUUUUUUCCA